Molecule: messenger RNA, 543 nt
Organism: Closterium sp. NIES-65
Lineage: Eukaryota; Viridiplantae; Streptophyta; Zygnematophyceae; Desmidiales; Closteriaceae
Source: the annotation of a GenBank genome assembly
AUGAUUGACGCGAUCAGACCGUUGGCGGGCCUGCGGCAAAGGAGCAUGGACGACUCCGAGGCGGACCUGGAGGGGAUGGAAGAAGUGGAACCACCUCCGCGGGGGGGGGGGAGGGGGGGGGACGAACCUCCGGGAUCGCAAGGGAUGGACGACUCGGAGGCGGACCUGGGGGGGAUGGAAGAAGCGGAACCUCCACGAGGGAUGGAAAAAGCGGAAGCGCCGCGAGGGAUGGAAGAAGCGGAACUGCCGCGGGGGAUGGUCGAGUCGCCGGGAUUGAGAGGGGUGGUCGACGCCAAGAGGAGUGCAGAUCGGUUGCAGUAUUUGGGCAAGAAGCGCGUGGUGGAGUUCGUCAGGGUGUUCACCGACAUCUCCAGCUGUGAGAGCGUGGUAGCAGAGAUGGGGCUGAUGUUCCGGUUCAUAAUUAGGAAUGAGUGGAGCGCAGAGGAGGAAGAGCAGCUGCUGCGGGCGGAGAACAGCACUCACGUGGACUUCCUUUGCUUCGGCGUGGAUGAGGCAAUGUUCAAUGCCAGCCGCAAGGCGUGA